AUGGGCGUCGGUGCAUCACUCCUCAAGCAUUCGGUGGUCGGUGUCGCCUUGUCAGGCAUCGUUUGGUGGGCCGGGUUCGGUUUGCGCCGCAGUUUCCUGCCGGCCCUUCAAGAACAGGCACCACUGAUUCGGCGCGAAUCUUCCGCUGAGUCGGACUCACGGAAGUCUCACCGAAGGAAAAAGAAAGAAUGCAAGAAGAGCGAGUGUGUGACCGCCGAGGAGUUGAUGAGGAUGGGAAUUUGCUAUGGCGAGCAAGGGCGGCUCGGGAAAGCCAUGGGCAAGUUCCUUGAAGCCAAAGGUGCCUUCGAAGAUGAGCGUGCCAUGGAAUGUGCAGGAUACGCGAAUCUUCUAGCUCAGAUUGGCAUUUGGUAUGGAAUGCAAAAUCAGAAAAAAGAGGAGAUGGACAAGUAUUUGGAGGCCCAAAGAGUGUACAGGAAGAUUGGAACCAGCUCAUCGAGGGAGUAUGCUGGUCUCCUCAAGAACAUGGGAAUCUGGUUCAUGGAGAAAGGUCUCCUGCCAGAAGCCAUGGAGAAAUUCAAGGAAGCAGAGGCGCAGUAUGUCUCGGCCGGCGCUACACGCACGACCAACUAUGCAGGCCUGCUCACCAGCAUGGGCAAGUGGCUCCUGCAUCACGGCUCGGAAGAUGACGCUAUGGCCAAGUUCGUGGUCGCCAGGCAGACCUAUGAAGCGACGGAGGACACCAGCGCUUCACCAGGAUAUGCCGGCCUGCUGAUGAGCAUGGGCAGCUUGCAUCGACGCAGGAAGUGCUUCGUCGAAGCCAUGGAGCUGUUCAACUUGGCGCAGACGGCUCUGGAGUGUGCUGAGGCAACCAGCAACAUGGACUACCUCGGCCUUUUGGCGACCAUGGCCACAUGCCAUUCCGAGCAGGGUGACAGCGAGUCCGCCUUGGACAAGUACUCCGAAGCAGCUGCAGCCUUCCAGGCAGCAGAGCGCAUGGACACCGAAGAGUAUGCGCGGCUCCUGCAAGGCAUGGCCGCGCUCUAUUCGCGUAUAGACCUUCAAGACGAGGCCAUGGAGAAGAUGGUACAGGCGAAGGGUGUUUUCGAGUCAACUGGUGCUUCCACCACGACUUCCUACGCCAUUCUUCUGCGCAAUAUGGCCUCCUGGUACGCCUGCCAUGAGGAGGGGGACAGAGCCAUCGAGUACUACGACCUUGCCCGCAGGGCUUGCGAGGCCGCUGGCACCCUCCAUUCACCCCUCUACGCGAGCAUCCUGACUCUCCUGGCUGCCAGCCUAGCAGAGGAGGGGCACUUCGAGGAGGCCUUGGCUCUGCAAGCCAAGGCCUGCGGAGUGCAUCAGGCCAAUGGCAGCCUGCAGAGCAUUCACUACGCGCGGUUGCGCUUCGACAUUGCUCUAGCAAAGCAGGCGCUGGCCGAACGCGAUGGCAUGGCAGGCUGUAUGGAGUAUGUGUCGGACUUCCAGGCUGCUAAAGAGGCAUUCGAGGCAGCAGGUGCGACGGACACUGCGGACUUCGCAGAGCUUCAAGUGCACCUGAGAGCUUGGAGCAGCCCUUCGAGGCAAACAAGCCCUUCGAGUCCGAGAGAGAGCGCCAUGGAAGCCACAUCUCCGUUCCAUCGCAACCUGGCGACCUAUGACAAGGUGCCGUUCCCGGGCAUGAUCAGUCAGAAGCCAAUGAGCGCAAAGGAUGCGCUCCAGAGCUGCGCCGUUGCGGCUUGGUCCCCCAUGGAGGUCAAAACGAGUAUGCUGAUGGCCGGAUAA
Molecule: messenger RNA, 1740 nt
Organism: Symbiodinium sp. CCMP2456
Lineage: Eukaryota; Dinophyceae; Suessiales; Symbiodiniaceae
Source: the annotation of a GenBank genome assembly